Chironomus riparius is the source of this 1200-nucleotide messenger RNA. Lineage: Eukaryota; Metazoa; Arthropoda; Insecta; Diptera; Chironomidae. The record is from the annotation of a GenBank genome assembly.
AUGAAUAUGAUACACAUAUUUUACGUUCUACUCAUAACACCCACGUUUGGAAUUUAUGUCCAGAAUGAAUUAAAGAAUGUCACUAAACGAAACAACUAUUCACCAGCUGAAUGGACAGAACCAGAAGGGAUUUGGAGUUCUCUUUUAGAAGAAUGGACAUUAAGUAAUAGAGAGAUUCCGAGUCGAGGUCGAGAGGCUCGCAUAAUUCAAACAGUUCCACCGCCAAACUUUUAUGGACAGCAACAACAACAUCAGUUUCAACAGCCUUAUCAUAAAUACAUACCAACGUCAGAGACAUACUUAAACCGACGAAUCGGAGAGUCCGUUGAACCUGAGCCAAAUUUAAGAAGGCAAAAUGAAGCAAUUGCCGGAAAAGUUGUUGCUAAUAUGAUGGGACCACCAAGCAUGCAACAUCAACAACAACAACAGCAACAGCAACAACAAAUUCCUUUAAAACUUCAGUCUCAACAUAGACAAUAUCAGUUUAAUUCGCCACGUGAAGUGUCGGAAACAGAUUUAUAUCUGCUUGGUGCUAUUGAAAAAUUGGUAUAUCGUGUUGAUUAUAUGGAAAAGAGAUUAAAGCGUACAGAACAACUUGUCUAUUAUUUGAUGGCUGGAAAUAAUCAAAAAGUAGAACCAGAUGAAUGUCCAAAGAAUUUCACAAAAAUAAAUACUGAUUGUUAUCAUAUUGGUGCUAAAGAUCGCGUAGAUUGGAAAAGUGCAGCACUUAAAUGUAAAUCAUUAGGAGCUAUCCUUGCUGAAUUUGAAAAAAUUGAAAAAUAUCAAGAUGUGGUUGCACACGUUUUAAGCAAUCAAGAUCUUCGAGGACAUGAUUUUUGGAUCGGCGGUUUAAAUCCUGGAUUAUUAUGGAUUUGGUCAACAUCAGCUCGUCCAGUUAAUCCAAAUGCAAACAUCACAUCAAUAACAAAUAAGAAUGAAGCAGUAACGAAAAUUCCAGCUAAAGUUCUUAAUGCAAGCAAUUCAACAAAAGCAGAACUUCCAACAAUCAGCUCUAACUUUCCUGAAAUAUCUGGAAAUGGAAGGUGCUUAAGACUGUCGUAUAAUCCUUCAUUAUUUAGCUACGGUUAUACAGGACAUGAUUGUUCCACAAAGCAUUACUUUAUGUGCGUAAUUCAUGACAAGUCACUCGACAAUGAAAUUAAUCGAAUUGCAAAGGAAUUAAAGUUCGACAUUGAGUAA